This is a messenger RNA of Porites lobata, 33757 nucleotides long. The record is from the annotation of a GenBank genome assembly. NCBI's taxonomy places the organism in Eukaryota, Metazoa, Cnidaria, Anthozoa, Scleractinia, Poritidae.
CAGAAUGAUCCUUAAAAAAAGUUCUAUUUUGCUGUUAUAUUCUGAUACCAAGAUACCUUUAGGUGGUCACGGAGGAGGAAAUAUUGUUGCACAAAGUGAAAAAGCACAACCGUGAGAACAUGAAAGCUGGCUAAGUAGCCGAUGUCAUUUUUGUAAACGCCAUCUUUGAUCCAUUUUGGAAAGAGCUGACAUUUAAGAAAUUCACUGGGCCAAGCAGUCUUCAAAAAUUAGUUGAAUUUUUUUGGGAAAUGCAGAUACUACAGGUAUAAAACAACACUAGCAGGUAAGGUACUAACAACAUACAUUUCACCGUUUCAGCAGUUUCAGAAACGUUUAGCUAAGACGACGACACUACUAGUAAUAUAAUAGGUUUGUUGCAGGCAGGAGUUGAUUUUCACCAUUUCAAGCCCCCUAAUCACGCUAAACGGUAUUGCUUAUCAUAAAAAAGAAAUAAUCAGGGUGAUAGGCUUCAGGAGAAGUUUCAGUGCGGUGAACUGAAUUUAAAAUUCAAACGUCAACACGCACGGUAAAGACUGGUUUUCGCUAGCGACGGAGUCGGAGUCGUAAGCGGAAUCGUAAGAGCGUUUAUGACCUAGUGAAAAUCAAAAAUCGGAGUCGUAAGCGGAGUCAUAAGCGCGACGGAAUCGGAGUCAGAAGAAUCAGAACGUUUCCAUUUUCUUCCGACUUCGCUUACGACUCCGUUUAAUAUGAUCUAGGGGCGCUUUCCAUUCAACAAAAAUUCCGGUUUGAAAUUUCGGCACACACAUAAUUACGCUCUAAAAGAGAAAAGUAAAUACUGUUUAUAUCCUAAAGAACACUCGACUAUCGAAAAGGGGCUUUUUGAAAACUAAAGGCGGAGGAAUCCUAUUUCGUGUAGAAAGCCUAUGAAUGCAAGUGAAGGUAAAAAAUGCUUGUGAACAGUACGGUAAAUAAAUUCGGUGUUUUAGCCAAUUUGUAUUCAGCCAGGCUUUGUUGUAUUCAUUUCAGCUUAAUUGAUAAAUUGCUUUAGUUAAAUAUUGUCGACAGGUUUCAGACAAAUAAUACGCCUACGCUGACUCUCACGGACUUUUAUACAACUGUAGUUUGAUUUCACACACUAUUUUUCACCUACGUGUCGUGUUGCGUCAGUUAUUUGACACUGUUAAUGGCAAAUAUCAAAAAUCGAAAAAAAUUGCAACUGAUUCAAACUAUUUGAGAUGUCACGCUUUACUCACAGCACUUCACUUUCCAUUGGAAACUACUUGGUCUUGUAAGCAGGAUAGAAAAGAGCGGUACUGGGGACAACAAUUUUGGCAAAUGGAAAGGGACAUUUCGGUCCAACCGAUUGAAAUGACCAGACCGCUCACAGUGGACCACCUUCAAAGCUGGUCCCGAAUAUUCCGGUCGGACCAAACCGAAAUGGGCCGUUCCAUUUGAUGUACCAACCGAAAUUACCGGAAUUUUUGGUUGAAUGGAAAGCGCUCUGAAAACCAGAUUGUCGGAGUCGGAAGCAGAAGCGGAAGGAUAAGCCAAUCACAAUGCACGUUCCCACGCUUUGGUAUUGGUUUGGUUCCUCUGCUUCCGACAAUCUGGUUUUACUGGAUCAUAAGCGGAACGUAAGCGACGGCGUCAAAGGGCACGAUCCAUUCAACCAAACUUUCCGGAAAUUUCGGUGCAAAACUCAAUGGAUCGGUUCGGUCCAACCGGAAAAGUUUCGAAAAAACGGGUCCACCUUUUGAGGUGGUCCUCUUUUCCCGGUCGGACCGGUUGGAAUUUUGGUUGAAUGGAUCACGCCCAAAGCGGAAUCGGAACGCUGUUUUCAGUAGAUCAUAAAGUCUACGCUUCUGAUUACGACUCCGACUCCGACUCCGACUCCGAGUCCGUCGCUAUUGCAUUGAAAACCAGCCUUAAGAGGCCGUGACUACAUUAUGGAAGUAAUGCAUACUUUGCAGCGACUGUAAUGGAACAAACCGCUUAUUCCCUUCGAUUGGCUUAUUGACCGCCAAUUAGCUGUGAGACUGGACAAGAUUCAGUUAUGCUUGGAAAUGGCUAUUACUGAAAGAGACCCGUGACUUUGAGUCGCUAGCUCAGUUCUUCUGUUUUGUGCUGGCUGUCGAUACUACUUUGUUUACAUUUAUUUUUAUAGUUUGUUGUUGACAUUUUUCUUCUUUACCCCGGCGACUAUUUCUUUUUUCUAGAAAAUAACAGUUUCUUAGAAAAAUUUAUGCAUUAUACCGAGUCUUUGUUUGACUUUUACCCAUUUGCAUUUGGUUACUAAUGGUCCGUUAGAUCAGUUAAUGUACUGUUGGGAAUUUAGCGGUGUGAAUUUGAUUAUAAGGUUGGGCAAUCCGCUGUAUAAUUAUCUAACAGGCCAUCAACCUUUUAAUUUCAGACCUAAUUCAGUUGAUUCUCAAUUUCCUUUGUCUCCUAGGUAAGCGGGAGACAAAUGAAAUUGAGAAACAAUCUAAGGUAAAAAAGUGACCUGAAAUCAAAUUUGACUUGAUAGAAAUACUGAUUAUCGGACGUACCGCGAAAAGCGUAACAGAAUUAUUAAAUUUUUUGCGUGCCAUAUAUGGUGGUGGAUUCCUACCAAUUCCUACAGAUUCCUACAGUGACGUCACAUUUUCCUACAAGUCAUCAGGGACCUGGUUACCAAGGUCUAUUUUGCUGGCAGCGGAGAACAUCAUGGCGGACGGUGGCUUCGACUCUUCUGCUUCUUCUUCCACCGCUUCGGAGACGAGGAUGUCGACUGAUAACGUUCCUGUUGACAACCGUGAUGUAAGUUAUUGCAGAUAUAUGUUUUAUUCGACCUUCUUUUAAGCGGAUCUUGAGAUCACGCGUCCAAUCCUAGCUCACUUUCUCGCGUGUUCUUUGACUUUUGAAAGGAGCACCGCUCUCUUCGAUGCAUAAAUUCUUGCGUUGGAAGAGCAUAGUUUACCCCUUAAAUGGCUUUCGAUUUUUGAUUUAGAUCAAACUUUUUUAUCAAAAUUUCUCAUCCAAAUUAUCAAAAUUUCACACCUCAAGACGGGUCAUCUUUUAGCGUGCCUGAGAUUCUAAGACUCUUUUGUUAAAGCCGAGAUUUUUAGACUCAGUGAUAUUUUCCCAGUAGCAUCAUUUUCAUCCCGUAAAUUAAUUCCAAGCUAAUUUGUAAAGGGCAUUUGUUAUCAUAGGUCUUCCCAGGAGUGGGUAACUGGUCACUUUUCUACCACAUUAAAAGAUAUUUAUGGCAUCUAAGAGGUAUAGGACAUACAUGUAUUUCAGCACAAGGUUGCUUAAGGAAGAUAUCUAUGUUGGCGUCUUUCAGCCAGCAGAAAGUGUAUGCACUUCACAGCUACAGAGGAGAAGAGUAACCUACAGUAGAAUCCCCUUUUUUGAACCUCUUGGGAAAAAGAGAAUUGGUUUGAAUUAUAGGGAGGUUGGAAAAAUCCAGGGUAAAGUUACAGUGUUGGAUUGGGGAAGAGAAUCAAUUUUAGCUUGAAUUAUGGGGAGGUUUGUGAAUCCAAGGGUUUGAGAACUUUAGAUUCUACUGCAUAUACAUGUAGUCAAGUUUUGCAGAGAAUUGUUUUUGAAGAUAAAUAUAUUGCCACGUUGGAAGGGUUUUUAAGAAAAUCUGCUUUUUCCUUUCCGAUCGGUAAAAGUUGGAAAGGUUAAGAAUUCGUUGUGAAGUAUCGACAGAAAUUAUACGGUUUUAGAUUUUUGUUUAGUGCUUUGUUGCUAUUUAGUGUUCCAAGCUGCAAGUUAACGUCGCUGCAAGCUGCAACCAUAUUGAUUGGCAUUGCAAUUAUAAAAAUGUUUUUUUUUUCAAAUGAAACUGCAGCAAAAGCUACCAAUUUUGCUGCCUGUGUCCUUGUUUUGUGGGUAUUAAACCCUCAUAAAAUGUGUGUGAAAAGUGCCUCAACCAAGAAUUUAUGUAUAGUGAAAAUUUGAUAUUCCUUAGUCACUGAAAGGUGACUUUGAAAUGAGUUGAGCUAGUAGCCCUGAACUAGGGGAAACUGACAAUUUAAAAAAAGCACAAGUGUUCAAUUUUCACUGGCCAAACCAUUAGGGUUUGGUAGUUAGUUUUAGUGCUUUUCGCCUUAGUAAUGGUAGCGAUACAGUGUUUCUGUGCUCUUUCCAUUACUAUUGGGCUCCCCACCACCUAAAAUGUAUUGCCACAGCCACUUGUUGAAAGCCACCAAAACCUGUGAGCUGUGUUUGCAAGUAAUAAGUUAUUUUUCUUCAUUUACCGACUGCUUUUGUUUGCACUUUUAGAAUUCAUCAGAAGAAUCUCAAUCUGACCAAGAACAAGAGGUAAGGUGGACACAUACAGGGUACCAUGGACUUCAUUUUCCUUUAAAAUUUACAAUGUACCUUGCACCUUUUUCUUUAGGGUAAGAUUUUAGUCAUUAGUAGAUUUCAGUAUGCAUCUUGGAAAGAAAGUGUUGCCCAGCUUCACUAGGUGACUAUUGUUAUAGUUAAAUGUAGAAUUGCAGGCCAUUUUGAUACUAUUAACCUUUUGUGUGUCAUCGCUUUCUUUGAGAAGUGUACUUCUUGUAGCAUAGAUGUUGCAGGUUAAACCAGAAUUUCCUUUGUCUCCAGCCAAUGAAUAAGUUAUUAUUAGAGCUAGGAAACAAAGGAAAAAAAAUGUCACUUCUGUUGUGGGUCGUUAUUUUCUGGGGGUCCCUACUUUCGGGAUUUCCUAACACCUUUGAAAUUAUAUCGCUACUUUUGAAGGGUCGCUACUUUUGGGGAGGGUUGUUACUUUCAGAACUCUACGGUAGCAUCUACUUUGCUUCUGAUAGCAAGCAACACUGCUAUAACUAUAAUAUUACCGUUUUUAUUGGCGAACGUUGUUACCUGCAAGCCGAUGUAUUGUAAUGAGGCUGUAAUAAGAUAAGAUAGUACAUUUACAUAGGAAUAUUAUCAUGUGAGAGAUAAUAACAAAUUGUAAAAAAUUAUUUUUCACAUUUUGCUUUUAGUGGUAUAUUAUAAUUUGGUCUAUAAUUUGGCCUAUAUAAAUUUGCAUUUGCCUUUUUUAUUACUUUCAUUUUGGGGCAGUUACAGAGAUAUGGCUGCUUUCCUCUCCCAUCAAAUGUAACUAGUUUUUUUUUCCUUGAGAGUGAGUAAAGCUUUCAAGGAAAUGAUGAAAAUGUUUAAUGUUGUAUCGUUUACUUCAUGACAACAUCACAUUAAUUUUUCGUUUGCUUUUGUUACAGAGUUCAGAGGGGCCAGAAUCUGAGGGGGAGGAAAUAUCCAGUGAGGACAGUGACAAUGAUGAAGUGAGUGAGACAAGGCAGAUAAUUUCCUUAUUAAUAAGGGAAUAAAUUCUUGAUGUUAUUUAUUUGUCUUUUAUAUUGGUUUAAAAAGUUUAAACAGGGUAAAAGGUUUGUAUAUUGGAUGGCAAAGCCUUGUUUCUAGACAACACUUUUCCAAUCUUUUUAAAAUCUGUCACAUAUCACUAAUCUCUCAGUCAAUGUGAGUGUCUACCCAAAUAGCAGUGUUGCUAAUCUUAUUGCACUCUGUGUUCUGAACUUUAAUUUGUAAGACUUAUCACUUUUUAUGAUUGACAAGGUCAUGUCACCUGACAGAGUUUUGCUAAGGGCCUGUAAGUGUAUUCUCUCCUUGGCAACACAACUGUAUAUUAAUAAUAAAGAAGAGUAAUAUGUUAAAUGCCAUUAAAUCUGAUUAAAAUACGACCAUGUGUUAGCACUUUGUAAUCAACCAGGCCAAUUAUUGCAGAAAACCACUUCCGAAUGCAUGUCAAAUAGUUUAAGUAGCAUUUGGGUGUUUACUUAACCAUUUCACUCCCAGAUGGGGCUAAAGUAACAAAUGCUGAAAAACAGGGAGAGAGGUUUCAUUUGAAUGGUCCCACCAUAGGAUUUCAUCCACAGAUUCAAAAGUUAGAACCACCAUUAUCAUUCAGUUUUGGAGUGAAAAGGUAAAACAUGUCAAACAUGCAUACACAUAAACACCAGAAAAGUAUAAGAGAAGCAUUAGCUACAUGUCUCGUCGCACUUGAUAAAUUGCUUACAAGUACAUGUCAUGACACAAGUCAAAUUAUAAAUUAUUAUGUAAUUCACAGUUAUCUGCAAAAACGUUUACAGCUUUGUUUUGAUUUGAGUUUACUUAGCUUAAGAUGCUUCCAAAGGAGAGGAAAUUAUCAGUUUGUGUUCGUCUUGCACAUCAAGCUGAAAUAUGGCUGUUAUCCUCCAAUGUUUUUAAGAAUCCAAGUGAUAUUUUCUGUUUCGUACGUUGUGAUUUCUCUCGUGAUUUUGUCAAUGUUUAUCACCAUAAUAAACAGGGUCCAAGCAUUUUGAGCAGGUGCAGAAUGUAUGGAUUCUUUUUGUAUUUAAGUAGAUUUAUAGGGUGACCAGUGUAUUAGAAGAUAUUAUUCCCUGCUCCAUGUAACAUAAACUUUCCUUCUGUGUCAAAGAACUAUUGCUGUUUCUUCUGUGGUAUGCAUCAACAUUGAAAUUAGCUUCGGUGUUAUGAUCUGUCAUAAUAUUGAUCCAGCCAAGAUGCCGCAAAAUAUCUAUUGCCUGUGCACCAAUAUGGUUGAAAUUGGGCCAACUUACUUUCAGAAACCGUGUUUGAGAAUUUUGGGUUAUAUUUCCGUUGUUGUUUUUUUUUUUCGUAGGUUGCUCUAGCGUUUUCUUAUUUCUAGCUUCAUCUCCUUAUACAAUGUAUCAAAAGUAUAAACCACUUGACAAAAGACUGAGACAGUUUUUUCGUCAAACAGGUAAAGAAGCAAAUAAGAUCUUAAUAGAGCUUUUCAGCUUGUAUGCUAAACUGCAACAUAUGCAUCAUGUGGCUGCUUGUGUGAAAGAGUUUUACAGUUGUUUUUUCUUUUCUAGGAGUCAGAUCUCUGCAUGGUAUUAGAGAAAUUGAAAUCCCGAGACAAGAUUUGUAAGGUUUUAUCAGACCCAAUUCCGUCUGCCUCACAAAUAGUGCAAGAUGCAAAAACAAUAAGUCUUGUUUUGCACCAAGACUGUGUGGCCAGUCGAGAUUGCCAACCACCUCAUCAAGGACCAGUUGCACCAAGUAGUCUGGUUAACUUAGUGUCGAACAUCUCGCAGCAAAUUGAUGAUUAUCAUCCGGGUAGUGAUGUUGGCCCUGCACUUCAUGCAGCAAGACAAGUAGCAUAUUGGUCUUCUGUUUUCAUUUCAAUGGUGGCCAAUAGUGCCAGCACCAUCCCUUCUACAAGCAGUCUAGCUACUUCUCCAACCACAGCUUCAACCAGCAUCAGCUCUUCAAACCUUCCUCCUGCUUUACCAACCCCAGCUUCAACCAGCAUCAGCUCUACAAACCUUCCACCUGCUUUACCAAUCCCAGCUUCAACCAGCAUCAUCUCUUCAAACCUUCCAGCUACUUUACCAACCCCAGCUUCAACCAGCAUCAUCUCUUCAAACCCUCCAGCUACUUUACCAACCCCAGCUUCAACCAGCAUCAUCUCUUCAAACCUUCCAGCUACUUUACCAACCCCAGCUUCAACCAGCAUCAGCUCUUCAAACCCUCCAGCUGCUCUACCAACCCCAGCUUCAAGCAGCAUCAUUUCUUCAAACCUUCCAGCUACUUUACCAACCCCAGCUUCAACCAGCAUCAGCUCUUCAAACCCUCCAGCUGCUCUACCAACCUCAGCUUCAACCAGCAUCAUCUCUUCAAACCCUUCAGCUGCUCUACCAACCCCAGCCUCGCCCUCCCCGCCCGGAACAUCAUUCCUUUCAUCUGCAACCCACCAUACUACUCUGUCCACACAUCCUGCACCUUUCAUCCAGUCUACAAACCAGCAACCUAGUGCACCACUCUCCACAACAGCAUUUGUUCGUUCUGGCAUCAACCAACCUAGUUUGUCAACCCCUAGCACAUCCCUCAUCUCCUCGUCAAUCAACUGUGCUAUUCGAUCAACACAUUCUCUGGCCAGCAAUCAACCUACUGUCCCUAUCUCUACAACCAGCCCUAUAUCUGCAUCAGUUGCACAAAUUCAGUCUAUUCCUACAUCUGCCUUAGUCCCACCUGCAGACAACCGACCUGCUGUUUCUAUAGCUAUCACUGACCCUGCAACGUUAGCAAUGUUUAGGGAGUACGGAUCUGCAUCUUUGGUUGAAUGGCUGGAUUCAUUGUCUAUACCACGAAACAUUGAGAAGCUGCAGCAGGUGAAAGACCUCUGGGAAGUUGGAACCAUAAACUGCCCUCCACUUCAUAAGUGGACAGUUGCUAUGAGAAAUCAUAAAUCUAAAAGUGGAAAAAAUUCUUCGUUGUUUAGUCAAAGGAAAUAUAUAUACAACUUAUUUAAGAAAUACAAUUUUGAUGAAAACCUUGUUUUUACUCAGUAUAAUGAACUGCGGCCAGGGAAGUUAUAUAAAAUCCUAAAUAGUAAACCUAAGUAGAGGUUUUUUGUCUUACUUCAACUUGUGACAUUGGCUCCGCCUUUUUGUUGUAUCCUGGCAAUGCAUGCUCGUUAGAAUUGUACUUAACUAAUAACUUUCUUCCGAAAUUAGGUUAAAAGCUUAAUCACUUUUAAGUUUAUAAUUUCUUUACUCCAAUUUAAAUUUUUAAAUUUACAAAACAAGGUUUGUUAAACGUAAGUAGAGGUUGGUGAACAAAAACUGUCUUGGUUACAAAGUGUUCACAAACUUAGUAUGAUUACAAUAAAGUAUACGAGAAGGAAAUGAUUGGUGAACAUCACUAACUGUCUUAGCCUGCUCACUAAAAGGCAAAACUAGCCACCCUGGCCAGUUUAUAAAUCCACUAUAAAUCAUGACCUUAUUAUGCAAUGCAGCAAUAGGAUUUUAGUAAAAAUGCUUGAAAAUUGCCUACCACUCCAGCUGGCCAGUUCUGACUUUGAUAAAUGCCCUUAGUUAGCUUGUGGAAACCGAAAGAUGAGAAGUGAAUACAUUAAACAAACAUGUCAUUAUAAUAUCUGAUUCAGUAAAGGUUGCUUUGGGAUUGGUAUUUAGGCCCUGAGAAUGCAUUGUUUUCUGAUCACUCAAGUAAAUCAUGGUAUCGUUAUGUAUGCCCAAUUGCCAACCUGUAUUGAAUUUUGGUAUAUAUGUUUACGUGUGCCGUUGUUAAAUGUUUUCCUUUUUUUAUGAUAUAUUUCUUUUAAUUAUUUAUUUUUUUACAGUAUAUUUUACACUUCUCACUGUACCCAAAGACAAAGGGAAAUUAAAAUUUCAAAAAAGACUACCAAAACAUAUAUAUACAUGUAGCAAAACUACCCAUAAACACCGCCCUCCAUUAAACGUUUCAUCUCACCAGAAGAAUGCGGUGUUUUCUCGCGGAUAGUAAGCCUCGUUAAUACGGACACAAAAGGGACAGAACCAAGUGUCGGCUUUCUGUGCCUUACAGAGCUGUCCGUGUUACCGGGGUUAGGGAAUGUACUAUUUUUGUCAUUUCUGGGGCCAAACGAACUGUCCGUAAUAGUGUCCGCAUUAUAGAGAGCUGAGAAAGAUUUCACUGUAUGCCCUUUCGGAGGGAUACCGUGUUUUGCGUUAACUCAAUCUGUGGCAUCAGAGUCGUACAGGACUGCGAUACCAUAGAUUGAGUUAGCGCAAAAUAUGACCUUUCAGGGGGAUACCGUGUUUUGCGUUAACUCAAUCUGUGGCAUCAGAGUCGUGGGCUAUAGUACAGGACUGCGAUACCAUAGAUUGAGUUAACGCAAAAUAUGACCUUUCAGGGGGAUACCGUGUUUUGCGUUAACUCAAUCUGUGGCAUCAGAGUCGUGGGCUAUAGUACAGGACUGCGAUACCAUAGAUUGAGUUAACGCAAAAUAUGACCUUUCAGGGGGAUACCGUGUUUUGCGUUAACUCAAUCUGUGGCAUCAGAGUCGUGGGCUAUAGUACAGGACUGCGAUACCAUAGAUUGAGUUAACGCAAAAAUAUGACCUUCAGGGGGAUACCGUGUUUUGCGUUAACUCAAUCUGUGGCAUCAGAGUCGUGGGCUAUAGUACAGGACUGCGAUACCAUAGAUUGAGUUAACGCAAAAAUGUGGUCCUGAUUAAUGAACGAGACAGGUUUUAAGCGCAGCUCAAAUCAUGGCAUACGGUGUGUCAAUCUGUGGAAAUCAUUUGACAUUUUUUUAAUGCUCCGGUUGUCAGGGCCACACAACGUCAAGUUUCGGAAAAUAUCUGUUCGAAAGACGAUUUGAGAUCUAGAAUUUUCGGAACGUUUGUUGUAAAAUGUCUCGCUUGUCUGCCUCUCCUAAGAUUUUCGAAUGUCUACAAAAAUGGUGUACUUGCCCAUUUUAACGGAUAUGUACCCUAAAAAGGUCACCUAGAAUUUUCGAGAGCCCUUUUUCUGGCAGAAAUUUUCGAAAAGGUAAGGUUUGAUCCCUAUAAUUUUCCGAUAACUAGCUUUUCAGCUAGGAAAUCCGAACAGAUACAAAACUUUGGGGGGAUAAAUAGAUACCUAUAUUUACCUUUAAGAUACCAAAAUACGUUCAACCUGGUAUGUUUAAGCGGUUUUGAACUUUAUUAUCGUUGGGUGCUCCUGGGUUGUGUUUGUGGUGGGAUUAUGAUUUUUUUAAAAGCCACUUCAAGGAUCAGAUCAAGGAAUUUACUCUCUGGUAAACAGCGUCCAUAGGCUGUUUGGAUUAAAAAAACAUCCACCGCCUGCGUGCCGUGUUUUGCGUUAUCUCAAUCUGUGGCACCGGAAGACGUGCCACAUUUUGAGACAUUUCAAACUGUGGUGUAUUAGUAAUGCCAUACAUUGAGGUAACGCUAAAUGUGGUGCUAAUUUUUGUGCGAACUAUUAAAUGUUUAGCAUAUUCGGCCUUGUUCCACUAUAAGUAUUGAAAGAGGGAUGAAACUUCAACGUUUGCAAAGAGAGAAGGCCACAGUUUGAGAUAUCGCAACUUGUGGCUUAUGGUGCGGUCAUCUUUUGCGUUAUUGCAAAAUAUGUCUUUACCGGCAAAUGACAUAUGUUGAGUUACAAAUUCUAUCUCAUUCUGUGGCACCGGAAGACGUGCCACAUUUUGAGACAUUUCAAACCGUGGUGAAUUAGUAAUGCCAUACAUUGAGGUAACGCUAAAUGUGGUGCUAAUUUUUGUGCGAACCAUUAAAUGUUUAGCACAUUCGGCCUUGUUCCACUAUAAGUAUUAAAAGAGGGAUGAAACUUCGACGUUUGCAAAGAGAGAAGGCCACAGUUUGAGAUAUCGCAACUUGUGGCUUAUGGUGCGGUCAUCUUUUGCGUUAUUGCAAAAUAUGUCUUUACCGGCAAAUGACAUAUUUUGAGUUACAAAUUCUAUCUCAUUCUGUGGCACCGGAAGACGUGCCACAUUUUGAGACAUUUCAAACUGUGGUGAAUUAGUAAUGCCAUACAUUGAGGUAACGCUAAAUGUGGUGCUAAUUUUUGUGCGAACCAUUAAAUGUUUAGCACAUUCGGCCUUGUUCCACUAUAAGUAUUAAAAGAGGGAUUAAACUUCAAUUUAAAUUUCAUUUUACCGGUAAAUUACGUAUUUUGAGUUACAAAUUGUAUCUCAAACUGUCGCUUGACGCUGACAUCAUGUUCAUGUAUCUAAAAUACCAUAUUUUUAAUGAUCAAUGUUACUCAAUUAUGUCAAGAGCCAUAAUCAUAGGCGUACGGGCCGAGGGGGCGAGGGGGGCUGCAGCCCCCAAAGUUUGGGCAACUCAGAUUUUUUGGGCAGCAAGAGAAAACUUGGGCAAAGCCAGUUUUUAAAGACGUUUCGAUGUUUUUUAUUAUUAUUAUAUUUUGAAGACAUAAAUAUUUUCUAUUUUAACCAGAAGUCGGCGUAAUAAUUCAGUUACGUUCACACGAGACAGUGGUUGCCUAGCACGUGAUGAGUUUCUGGUUAUAAGGGAAGGGUAUCAUAUGCUGAUUUUGUUGUUGUUGUUGUUGGGCACUGUACUUCACUGUACUAGCUAGAGUGGGCUAUUUCCAGUCAUGAAUUGAUUAGAAUAAACUUCCGCAUAACUUUCUAGAAUCACCUCCGCUCCUAGAAUAGUGUGUGGCAGAACACGCUUCAGCAAUGGGUCUGAAAGUGAAGUGGCUGACUAAUUCUCAGUUUGAAUUACGAGAAGAAUCAUAAAUUUCUUAAAAAAAUCUAUCAAGGGUUUAAAAAUUAUUCACUAAUUUGUUUAAGUAGACCGAAAUGUUUACGAAACCCCUAACAAGAUCGAGCGCCAAUCAAAUCCUUCCUUAGUAGCAAUUGGCAGGAGCUAUCUCCAUGAUCUUUCAUACGCGUUUUUAAUACGAUUGAAACUCCGUUUUCUAAACAUCAAGAUUUUCCUUUUUUACCUUAUUUCUAACAAUAAAAACUUCAUCCCAAAAUAUCUCCAUAACACUCUUACAGUUCCGUUUUAACUUCACGUACAUCGAGGCGACUAUUGGAGGAAAGAGCUUCCCUGAACGAUUUUGUAAGAACAGUUCCCAGUGAGAAAUAUUGCUGCAAGUAUAAUAGGUAAUGGCGUCAUUUCGUUGCUAUGACAGCUCCGAUGUCAGUGCAAUCCUGAUCAUGACAAAUUUCCUCUUUAUCUAAUACAACUGUGGUGGCAAUUUUUCCAAAUGCUUGUUUGUGGCGAAGUAGUUUAUGCUCAAACUUGGCAGGUAUUGACUCUGAAAAACUGUAUCGAGCCACUUUCAUAUGCCAGUACGGCCUAUUUUGUUGCAUGGCCCUAGUUUCCUUUCGACUGUUUUGUAAAAAAUUUGGGCAACUUGCAAGAAUUUUUGGGCAAAUGGAUUACCGCCCCCUGGCAAAAAAUUGCCCGUACGCCUAUGGCCAUAAUGGCUUUUGAUCAUGUACAUCUCAAACUUUCUCUUAGUAAUGACGGCCUAAUUCCAGCCUGAGUCAUUCUGAGUCAUCAAAGCCGUUUGUUUUACAUUAAAUCUGGUAUCUCAAACUGCCUACCCCCACCCCUGUCUACCAUUCAUUCAGCUAUUUGAGAUGUUUCUUUCUGUAUCUGCACUAUCAGCUUGUAUCGUCAAGGGCACACAACGACCGAAUCUUUCCAAUCACGUCCGACGUGUUUAAAAUUGUUUUCUCUAUGCUUUAGAAGUUGGUGUGAGCAGCCUUUAAAACUAUCAACCUGUUUGGACGUUUUCGGGGAGCUUUGGCCUUCUGGACUGUUUUAGGGAAGGUUUUUAUAAUGGCUACCCCGACGGGGACUUUCGAAACGACGAGAGAACACUGAUUAUUUAGUUAGCCCUAGUUUCAAACGGGAAAAAGAAACUUCCUAAAAUCGCAGGGAACUUAGUAGGAAAACUCAGACCAUCUUAGAUGAAUGGAACAGUUAUCCAGUUUAUUUGUAGCCUUUUUUGAGCUAUAGAAAUUUCUAGGUGAUAUAUAGUCCUGCGAACAGAUAUUUUUAAUAAUUUUUUUUUUUACCUACACAAUGCCCAUUACUUUUGGAAGUGCGUUCAGUAUAAGGACGUCCCUGGUCAACGUCAAGAGUGUCCCUGGUGUGGCCGUGUUUUUUUUUUUUCUUACUUUGUUGAUACCCACAACGAGUUAUUCACGCAAAAGUCACCUAAAAGCGGUCUUUAAAUGCGCCUUUCCCCAACCAUGGGAAAUUCAUAUUUUUAAAGUUACCCUUCCAAUUUAACUCACUGGGGCGGGUGUCAAAGUUAUUGAGGCCACGGAUUAAAUUUGCAUCAAAAACGUCCUGAUUAAUCGGUGAUGGUUUAGGCACUGUAUGUAGACCCCAGCUAUUAAUGCAAGAGGAAGACGCAAAAGGUCCUCUUACUUUAACGAAAUCUAACAGCGACCGCAAUAUAAAACUAUAAUUUAGCCUCGAGGUUUUGCAAAAAAUUGGUUACACGAAUGGAUUUAUCUGUCCGCCGUAUAUUCCUUCUGAACACUGUGCACACGAAACAACGUAGGGAUACAAGGUAUUGAUACGUAAAGAACUCAACUUGGCUGAGCACCGGCUCAACUUUGCCCUACAAUAAUUUGGUCCAAACUGCCCGGCUUUACUCAAAAAUUACUUGAUCUCCUAUCAUCUCCUAUGAAGUACAUUAGAGCCAGUUGAAAUAAAACACAUAUCUGUCCUUUAAUUUUGCAAAUAAUAAUUAACAACAUCGAUAAUCGGUAAAGGUACAAUAUCUAUAUAUCCAUGUGAUUAUUCCAUAUGCGGACCACUCCCAAGAAACCAAAUACGGUACAACUAAACGUACAGGGGCGUAGCCAACCCAUAAUGAGCCCAGACCUAUAAUUUUUUUUUUCAACACUCUACCGCUUGUAAUAAUUAUGGGUUGUUGGGAUAAGCUAAAAAGCUCAAGAGCUCAAAGUGUUGGUAAAGUCAGUGCGUCUUAGUCAUGCGUGUUAUUUUCAGGAGAUGUGGAAAUGAAAGCCAGCCAGGUCUACCAGAAAUACAAUGAUAAGUUAUUUGGGAAAUGAGAAAUUAUCUUAACUUUUACAACAUUAGCCCUUUCACUCGAAAACUCUGUUUUGUAAAAUCCGACGUUUAAAAAGCGCACAACAAAAUAUCUCUCUAGAGCGUUCAUGAUUUCAAGUAGAGAUGACUAGUAUCUCUUCAAACCAAAAACUACAGGAUAUCUAAAAUGGAAUUAGUUGUGAAAGAUUACCACCUCAUCUCAUAGAAGAGUAAUUAUCAAACAUCUUGUGCAAGUAGGAAGAUCAAACUCAUACAUGAAAUAAACUUUAACAAUACAGGGGGAUGUUACAAACUUGCCUCAAGUGACUUUGGGUUGAUUUAAAAAUUAUUAAUUGCCUGGAAUUAAAGAUUUUUUCAUUGGGUGCUUUCAACUUUAUUGCUAUUUUUUUAGUGGGGACAUCCAGUUUAACCAAAAGCACAAACAUCGGAUAAUAUACUUCAAGAUAAAGUAGAAGACUUAAAAUUCUCAUGUUAAGGAGUACGGUUCUUUUGAUUUGCAUAAACACAAAAACCCCGUCCCAUUUCCCUAUGAAUAAAAAAUACAGCAGAAAUUGUCAGAGCCAUCUGGUAUGAUGUCAAGGAUUCCAAAUGAAAGUUCAUUAAAGCCAUUGCAUAAAUGAAAAAAUUUGCUGAAUUCAGCUUGUUCGAAAUCAAGCACUGCUGUGGUAAACGACAAGAAAGCCGACAACAUUGUUGAAAACAUAUGUAAAAUUGACACAUAACUACCACUCAAAAAUUAAUCAGCUGGCAAUCACUUAACAUUACUUUUAACAUGAUUUCAAUAUUGUUUCUCAUCAUUGGCCAACAAAGGUGUAAUAUAUAGGAAACUGUGGACACAAAAAGGGGUAUGUUACAAAAAUUAAUGAUACAAGUUAUAUACAAAAAUAAUAAUAUGUUAAUACAAUAUCAGCAUUUCGGUCUUCUCCAAAUAGCCAAACGUCAAAUAAUGUCCUCUUCAUUCAUCCCUUCCACGUCAUCAUGGUCAGAAUUUUCGUCUCCACCUUCAUCUUCAUGGUUUUCCCCAUCUUCCUCCUCUGUUUCACUCAUAUCUUCUCUAGAGAUACAUUUCUUAUAGUUCUCAUAAUGUAUCUCCUCUUCCUCUGACUCCAUCACCUCUUCCUCUUCUUCCUCCUGAUCAUCCUGAUCAGGGUCAUCUUUGAGAAUGUCCUCCAGCACAUCAAGGAAGGGAGAGGCAUAUCUGUAGAGAAGAGGAAAUUAAACUUAAAUUUGUCAUUUAACUUAUGCAUCUAUUUUACAUGCUCUUCAGUCAAAAUGUCUGGAGCAAUUUCUCUAAAUUAUGUUAAAUGCUAAACUGUGGUGCUAUAGGGUAUUCAUUUACAGCAUUACAAAUAUUAUUCUAAUGAGUCCUCAUCCUAACAGUAGCAACAGUUGAAAAGCACUUAGUCUUGCAGAAUGCGACUAAUAUUUCUUCACUUGCUUUCAAACUCCUGUCUCAGACAGUCUGGAUCUUUGCCAAAUAUAAUAAAUACAUUCUUAUAUGGUGCAAUUACAAAGCUCAAUGCACCUUACAAUGUUUUACAAACUGAAAACAAAAUCAGUACCUCAUCUACCUUUGCCUUAUGUGUUUAGAACUAUGCUUGGGUUUUUUAGCCACUUAAUGAUUGGUUCUCCAAAAAAACACAGCAAACAUACAAAGGAACAGAGUUACAUGCUUCUGCAGGGCUACAUGCACCUGGUAACACCUAAAACAACAUAGACUUACUCCAUGGUGAAACUUCCAAAUUUGGGAAAAAAUUUCUUCCUUUUUAUACAAAACUGGCAAUGUUGCCCGCAUCUCCAACAUCUGGGGAAAUAUCGGUAUUUUACGCGAUCUUCCUCCUCAGAAAAAGAUUGCUCUUCCUCAAGUAACAGUGAAGGCACUUGAGGAUUUCCAGCUUCACUGAUCACUCCAUUCGUCUUCUGCAUUUUUAUUCUGGAAGAGAUCAGGGUCAGGAGUUCCUUUGUGGGGAUCUCCCCUGGUUUCCAGUUACCUAAAGGCAUUGAAGUAAGUAUUAAAAUGUGUAUAUACACCUGAUGAACACAUCAGAAACAAGGGGGGCUCUUCAUCAUGCAUGGUCACAUCAAUUAUCACUCUGCAGUCAGUGAUUUUACAGCUUCCUAUAUCUGAACAGUUACAUCAAUGAGGUUUAGCCCAAUUUUGCUUUGGAGGAUUUCUUUUGAGUUUCGCUGCAAGUCUGACAGACUUAAGUUUUUAACUUCCCGCAGCUUCUAAAUAGGUACUAACUACCCCUCAACCUGGAAAAACAUAUGCCAUGAUGACAGUUAUGCACUAGUCAAUUGUAACCCCAACCCCCAAAGCCCCGGGGAAUAGUGGGGAAUUCACACGAGCAGCUCUGUAAUUUUAGAAACUUCCCCAGGCCCCAGGGACAGAUUCAGAAGGAAAUUUCCCCUACCUCUACAGCCAGUAAAUAAGUUGAUACAAUGAACAGGGUCACAAAGGGGGUGGCGGAUCCCGGGAGCCCUAAAAUGUUUUCCAUGGAGCCCGGAGCCCCAUCGUUUUGUUGCCGGAGCCCUAUUAUUAUUUUACUGUAGAGCCUGGAGCCCUCAAAACGUUUUCUCUGGGGGGCCCGUAGCCCCAAAUAUUAAAAUUCGGACAUUUUUGCACACAGAUAGCGUCAUAAUGUGCUUUGUUUGUUGUUUGCUCGGAAUCGGAAGGAAGAUAGUAACAAAACCAGUACACUGUAAACUAGACUGAGGCUAACUUACAUUCAUUCUUUUCACUGUAAUGAUGCUAUUCUGGGGUGCGCUGCAAUCCAAACUUACUACUUUUAACUGCAUCAUUUAUUAAAGUUUAAACUCUAAAUUACUGAGAUAUAUAUUGCUUGAUUUAGGUCUUUAAGCUUUUGUCCUACCUAGAGAUUGGAAAAACCAACAUAGCACCUUUCGACUGUAGUGUCAGAUAUUUUUACAGCAAAAAUUUGGUUCUCGUGUUACCUCAUCAAAAGAAAUGUACUCGGGUGAUUUCGAGAGGUGUACGAGAAAAUACCCCUAAUCUAUGGAGAAAGAUUCUCUCAAACUCUCUCAACACUAACAAAGGCUAGUGACUUUGCGUCACUACUAUCCAGUGAGAUACUAUCACUCUUGCUCACCCAAAACCUAGCGUUUUUGACCUGAAAACACAAAACAACGUGGAUCAAAUAUUGGUUUCGUUUCCACCAGCCAAUGGCAAGCCAGUAUUUCCGAUCCUAGCGACCAGUAUUUAUACAGCCAUUUUCGCUCUACACACCUAAGACUUUGCUAGCAACUGACGAGGAACGCUAAAGUUCCGAAACUGCAGUCUUGGUUAAGAAACAAAUUGUUAAAAUCUUACUAUGAGUGAAAACUCAGGGAAAAACCUGCAAGAGAUGCUUACAACUGUUAACAAAGACGAGAGAUUUCACAACCAAGGAAUCCUUGAGAUCCACGUACAUUUUAACCCUACGGAGACUUUUAAAUACACGCAUUUUUCUGCCUGUAACUCUCACGGGGUCAGAAAAGGUCUCAUAAAAGGCCAAGCCCUUAGACUUCUGAGAACAAACUCCUCAGCAAAAUCCUCCCAUGAGAACAUCUAGAACUUCAAAAAACGCCUUCGCGCUAGAGGUUACCCUCACAAUCUCAUAGAAGAAAUCACCUCUGAGGUUGAAUUUACCGAACAGAAGUCAGCUUUACAAAAGAACAACGACAGAAAGAAAAUUCUGCCUUCAUUACCACGUACCACCCUGCUUUGCAGAACCUUAAAAACAUUUUAAUGAGCAAAUGGCACUUUAUUUCAAAAUCAACCGCUGCUGAGAGAAAUAUACAACGAGCCUCCCAUCAUUUCAUAUAAAAGAGCAAAACCGCUGGGAGAUCUCCUUAUUAGAGCAAAACUAUAAGGUCAUGUAUCACACUAUCACGAGCUUAUGAGUGGUGUUUGGCCUGUCAACACCUUCCAUCUAGGAUUUGGUUUUGGAUUUUAAAAUAAAAAAAUUAAAAAAAGGGCGGAGCCUGUAGCCCUUGAUAAAUUUCUCGGGAGCCCUGGAGCCCUGGAGCCCUGUUCAUUUUGGUCCGGAGCCCCGGAGCCCUAAACCCCUUUGGGACCCUGUCUGCUACAUGCGAAAGUUUUGCUGACCUAAGCCGGCGAAACAUUUCAUUAAUCCCAACAGCGUUCGAGUCCGCCAUGUUUGCUUCUUUCGCGGGCAAACAAAUCACGUGACCGAAACACUGAAACAAAAAAACGCCACCCCCACCCCCAUCCCGGGAGAGGUAUAAGCCGUAAAUUUCUGGUAUUCCUCCAGGGACCGAUGCAAGAAGUCAAUGUAAAAUCUCCGUAUUUCCCUCACUAUUGCGCCGUAAAAUGCCUACUAUCCGCGGGGGUUUGAGGGUCGAGAUUACAAUUGACUAGUGCAUUACCCGAUUUGACACGCAAGCAGUUUUGUUUUUGCUCGCGCGGGGCAGUAGUGACCAAGGAAAGCCUUCAAGGUUUCAACCAAACUGUCCCUAAAUAACGAAAAUUUAAAAAUAAUCAGCUACCUAGCCUUGUAGGUGUCAUUUCUUCGAACGCUGCCUUCGUCUCCGAGUUGCUGGUCAACAACAUUCGACCCAGAAUCGCUGAGACUCCUUCCAGCACUGGACCGCCACGAACUUUAUGGUGAGCUCGUAGACCGCUCUGACAACCGAAGGAAUAAAUUGCCAGAUCAAGGAGAUCGGAAAAUAGGGGGUGUACAUGUUUUACCUUCGAAACGACUGUUUGCGUUGACGCAGUACACGUGGACGACGAAGACGACAUUUUGCAAAUGACCAGACGAUCAAUCUCGGCCCAGAGCUCUUCUGCGCAUGAAGAGAAGAACCCAUAAGCACUGGGGUCGAGAAUGCCCGACGAUCACCAAUCAAACAACCAGGCAUUGUGUCCAGAAUCCAACCAGAGGCCUGAGGUAACGCGUAAUCGAUUGUCACGCUACGACUGUUUGCUCUCUCUCUCUCAUCAUGCCUUCUUCAAAUUUAUUGUCGUUUCUCAGACCUCUGUACGAUAUUGCUGUGUGGCAGUUCAUUUUAAUGCUGGGGUUCAAGGUAGAGAGACGGAGAAUGGAAAGGUUGAAAUUCACGUGGAAAAUGCACGAAGUUGUUGCAAAUUUCGUGUGCAAGCUGUUAGAGGCGAGACCGUUCGACCAUUUGAAAGCUAGAAUGGAAGAAGCAGAAAUUAAGACCGCAACAGAGGGAUGGAAACCAGGGGAUAGACCGACAAAAAAGAAUGAUCGAAUGGUGCCAAGAUCAAUGGCGGAGAAAAGAUCCAGCAUAUCCUAAAGAAAACUGCGCCUUCUCCGUCAACGAACCCUUCACUAUGCCUUGGUUUAGCGACAUGCCAGUCUGCUUCAAUUGCGGUGUUCCUUGUCCUGAGUGCCGUACAGAACUCGGAGAAGACAUUCCACAAGAAUUGUCCACUGCUCACGCCCUUCAGCACUUUGGGGCAAUACGUGAAGAAUCGAGCGAGGAUGAAUCAUCGGAUGAAGCAUCGUCUGAACCAAGGCAAGUUACGUCACGAAUGACUCUGAGAUCGUCUCGCAAAUAAGCUCUCGGCUGGGUUGCUGGGGCUGGAGAGCAGCGCUUCUGGACUGUGUACGUAGUUACAUUUUUUGAAAACUUUACCAUUACAGACAGGUCAGACUCAUUUCGGCACUCGUCUCAAGUUUUCAUAGCAUUUCUUUGUUCAUUAUUGUUAUCGUUGAUAUACUGGGCCGAGUUGUUCGGAGGCCGGUUAGCGCUAACCCAGGGUUAAAUUUUAACCCGGGUUUCUUUUUCUUUUCAGCAAAAACGUUUUCUCGGAAAUUUUCCCUAUUCUAUUUAGAGUAUUUAAUCAUCAAAUUGUAGAAAAAAGAAUUAAACUGCAUUUGCAUUUUAAGCUUUCAUAUCUGAAUUCAAAUUUUUUACUAACCCUGGGUUAUGUUAACCCGGCUUUGAACAACCCGGCCCAGGUGUUUUUAGUUAGUCAGCCGAGUUUAAUCUGAAAAGUUAUGCAGAUCAAGAAAUCUAUUUUUUCUAUUGGGGUAGGGGGGAGGGGGAAUUGGAGUUGGAGGGAGGAGAGGUGUAGCGAUAAUUUUACCAUCCUCAUCAUUAUCACUGUUAGUUAUGCAUGAGUAAACAACAGGGUAAUAUGCAAUUUUAGUAUUCACCUAAUCAGUGGAUAGCAAUUUUCCAUUGGUUCCCUUGGCAUUUCACUGUUUUUGAACGGGUUUCAAAGUGGCGUCUCCUUUCGCGACAGUUUCGAAAGAUGCAAUUUUAGCGGAAGAUGAAGCAUCUGUACUAACAAAUACCUAAAAAGAGACAAAAGUUUGCUUGACAGACGGUUUACAGGUCGGAAAAAAAAACUUUCUCACUGGGUUUGCAAGAAAAUUAUAAAAAUAAUCCCCCGAACACUGUCAAUUGAAACGUAAUAAACUCCAAUUAAGGAACGUGUUUUGAGUACAAAAAUUUCCUUUUUAUUGAUUUUAACCCAACUGAUUUGGUAAGUACUAAAACAACUAUACCCCUCAGGCUCUGUUCAUAGCAGUGGAUAUAUACCUCUACGCUUCGUGUCUCGGUAUAUACCCACCACCAUUCACCUCUCCUUCGGGGAAUAAUUGUAUAUUGUGAGAAAUGAUGCACAAAUUUAGGAGAAAAUGUUUGAAACUGUGUUUCUGUACAAAAGAGAACCCAAAAUGCCCAAUACUGUAGAUUUUCAACUAUAUUCUCGUCAGGUGCCCCUGAGAAAUGAAGGGCUUUUUUUUUUUAAUUUUAAAUUAACAUUCUAGCGAUACAAUGUCAUUCCCAUGAUCAAUCUCAUCUCUCCAUCACCUUGAGGCAUGAGCAUGGGAAGAACUAUAGUCUCCAAAACACUGUAUUUUCAGCACUACAGAUGUAUGCUGGGCGCAAGCCUGGUGGACCCUCCAUAUGGUUUGCAUAAAUUAUAACACUGUGGUUCCUUUAACAAUUGUUAAUAUUGUACACAUGUCUGAACAAGGAAAAAUUCUUGAUUCCAAAGACAAGUAACAUUUCUGCAGUUCUUCACAGAAGCCACCAAAAGACACUUCUACAGGUCAGAAUCAUAGUAACAUUUCUGAUUGCAUUUCUGAUUGCAUGUUUGUCAUUUCACAGGGGUUACAACUACUCUGUACAUACUUACAUAAACCAUGAUACGAUAGCACAACCAUGAUUUAAAGGAGAAAAGAUAUCUUAAUAGAUGUUAAUAAGUGUAAAUUUUAUUUAAAUCUACUGCAUCCUGAGUAAAAAAGGAAGUUAAUGAUAAUAACUUGGUUCAAGAAGAAUUUUUUGGAAAAACUAAAGGACUUUUCAAGGACUAAAAUCAUUUUUGUCCAUACCUGUUAUCUUUUUAUUGGGGUGGCUGUGGUUCUAGAAGUGGGGCUGACACAGGGUCAUGCGACUAUCGAAAUUUCUUGGAUGCAUAGGUUACCAAAUUUUCUUUAGCAUGGCUGCUCUGCAGCGCACGCUUUGUGCCUGUAAGAGCUCCACUAUAAUGACCUGUCAGAAUCAAUCCAAGGUGACUGGUAGAGGGGGGAGGGUAAAAAAGCUUUACAAAAAGAAAAAACGUCACUGCAAGAUGGUGCGCAUUCAGGUUAAUAUAUUCUUUAUUAAUUAUCUCAGGGGUUUGAAAAUCCAGAUCUUGUGGUCAGAGACUGGUUGGCCAUCAUGAUGCUCUUUUAUCAUUUCAGCUCUGGCAUCUUGAGUGUAGAGCUCAAAACUGUUUGACUUCCUGAAAUUGAAUGCAACACUUGAUUUAGACUAUUUUACUGUUUCUACAUUAAGCAAAAGACCAAUAAAACAUGAGAUACAUGUAUAUAAACUUGUGUAUAUAUUUAUAUAUAUAUACAGAGAGAGCUAAACAGUGAAUAAGACAGAUAAUUUAUUUAAAUAAAAAUAUUUCAUAUUGAGACAAUACUAAGUUACAAAUAAAAAACACGAGAUCACAUACCAUCUGCCUGCUCUUUUGAUAGAGCUGUCAUCAGCCCCACAUCUGGCAGCCCAUCGGGCCGCAGACCGUCUGAUGCUGUGUGUGGUGAACUCUUUACCAAAAAGAGCCUUUGACAUCUAAAACAAUAAGUGGAAAUGCUAUGCCAUAAAUAAAAUGGUAUCCAGAACCCACUGCAACUUUUCUGACCUAGACACUAUAAAUCUUGGUAAAAUACAAAGGAGAUUUCAAAUAUUUAAGGUUAUUGACUAGUAUUACACAGAGUAUUCCUCAAUGGGCAUGCAUCGUAAGGUGGCGUCCAGAAAAAAUAAGCUUCAGCAGUACAUUAUUAAAAUGAGGUAUUUUCAGUACUGAACUAUUAAAUGCAAAAACAUAAAUAAAAUACACGACUCUGACAGUUCUAACUUGCUUAAAAAUAGGUUCAAAAUAAACAUAACAGAAAUAAAAUAGAUGUUCUAUUUGCCUCCACAGGUAAGGCCAUCCUCUCUCUCUUUUUCCUCCAUUUAGUGUCGCCCAACUGACACAAAUUGUUAGCAUUUUCAAAAAAAAAAUUAUGAUGUUGUUGAAACAUUUUUCACUUGAAAUACUGGUAAUUCCCUUAAUUUUAAUCUUAAAAAUGAGCAUAGUAAAACAUAGAGAAAAACAGGAACAUUUUUUACAGUAUAUCAUCCAUUCUGUUAAUCCAUACUGUAAAUGUUCACUUUUUAAGUCAUCCUGGGGUACCUGGGCCUACUAUUCAGAGACUUCUUGUGUUUCUUUAGGUAUUUUUUAUUUUCAAUCCGGCUGACCGAACUAAAUCUUCCAUCUUUCACCCACUAGACACUUUGACAUUGCCACAGUAAAAACAAAAACAAAAACAAAACAAAAACAAUUGGACAAAGUGCAGUUGGCAUGCGCUUGGCACAGCUCCACAACAAUGACAAGUCUGGUAACACCACUUUGUUAUUACAUUAUAUUAAUGAGGACAGUUUUUUUUAAUAACAAGUUUGACAGGGCUUAUCCAAGUAAAGACUACUUUGGAGCAGAAAGUAAAAUAAAAGGUACCGGUAUAUCCAAAUUGAUUUUUUGUUGUUUACACUGAUUGUCAAGGGUGCCUAAAUGGCACAUGUAAAUUGGCCAAAAAGUGUACCAUUUAUUUACAUCAACAGCUCAAAACUCAGGUACUGCUGGAACUGAUAGCUUGUUGUUAAUUAAGCGAAAGAGCACAUGUACCUCCAAAAGGUUUUCCUGUAUGUAGUAACACCUCGAGCACAGUUAGGAAGGACUGCUCGGUUGUUUUUAGCAACUCGGGGAAAAAAUAUAAUUUUGCCCUUUCCUAAUUCCUGCAGAUGAAAUAAAAAAUAGCUUUAGCAUAAAGGAAAAAGUACCAAAAUCAAGAAUCAAAGCCAACAUUAUGGAUUAACCUAAAAAUGUAACACCAAAUCAAUUGGAAUGUUACAUUACAUGAUCAAUCUCUUCAAAGAAGAUGGCACAUAAUAUAAAUAUUACAAACUAAAAUAGGGCUUAAAUUAUGUGACAAAUACAAUUAUCUACUAACCCGUAAUAAGUAACCAUGUGAAAAGGGCAGUAACUGGGCAUAACUCGCAGUUUAAUGGGUUGGCCCAAAGAGAUAGUGUCACACCUGCAGUGAGAUUAUUGUGAAAAUGGAAGAGCUUAAUAACUUAUUUUAAAAAAUGACCAUCACAUCAGCAUUGCAAGGUUCAAAAUGGUGCCCAAAAGAAACAUGGUCUCAGUUUGGUUAAUUCAACAAUAAAAAAAAGUAAGUGAUCAUGUAGCUACAGCAUAUUUUAAACUUAUUGUUUUAGGUAAACAAAAUUAAUAAUGCUAUUAAUCUUUGGUACUUUCGAUGAAAAGUGGAACAGCACUAGAGAACUCCUGAAGUACACUGAAGAACAACAAAUUCAGGUCUUAAAAUCAAUGCACAAUUAUGAUGAUAAUACUAAGCCUUAAGACCUGCAUGCCCAAAUGCCAAUUAUCAUUGCAUGGACACAAAGUUAAUCAACUGUAUUCCAUUUAAAGUCUCCCUCAAACAGGAUACUUGACAGUAGCAAAACAGUCACCUUUGGCUUUUUUGUCUGCUUUGGACCAUGGUAUCUUCACCUCGAUUCUUUGUGGCACUCUACCAGAAUCAACUUAACACAAAUAUAAAUAAAUGUAACAUCAAUUCAAUAUUUAAAGCAUAAGGAUUCAAGGUUAUUGCAAAAUGUAAAUUUUCAUUAAAAGUCUAUUAUCUGGGAUAUAGACAUGAACCAUUGAAGCGAAUAUUCUAGAUUAGAAAUUCUCAGGAGAAUUAAGACAUCAUUGAACAUAAUUUAACUAUCAUCUUUUGGUGAGAUUUUACACAUCUGAACACUUACCAUCUAAAGCUUUUUUAUUUUCCAGGUAUGAUUAAGUUAUUUGUCCUUAGAAGUCAUUUUAGUUUCCUUUUGUUUUUAAAAGAACUACCGGUAUUCAAGAAUUCAUUCAAAUUGCAGUAGUUUGUUAUAGUGACUUAUCAAACUAUCCUGCUUAUAAGUUAGUGCCAUAUAUAAUAUUAGUCCAUUUUACAGCAACAGGUUGAAAUGACCCUGGAGUUGACCUUGUUGUGGAUACAUCCCUUUUUGCUUUCAUUAAUUAUCAUGUAGAUCGUAUUGUUAUUAUGCUGACUGAUAUUUUUCAAGCAUGUAUUGUUCUUUACGAAAAGAAGGAGCUUAUUUUUUUUAGAAAAAAGAACAACCCCAGCCUCACAUUCCCUCAAAGGCUAAGUUACCAAGUCAGAAACUAUAAAAUGGUCUGUUGUUGAAAUGUAAUGAACUCGAUAUUGAAGUAUUGCUAAUUAGAUUCAAAUUUUAAUCUGCCUAGGAAAGGUUGUCCACACUUCACUGUCAAUACCGGUAUAUAAGUGUACAACAUACCUGCAUAGUUUUGAGGCAGUUUUAAAUGUCGCAGCUUAAGGCGUAGAGGUUCCUCACCUCGUAGGAAGAGGGCAAAUGAAAAUAAGGUCAAGGUCCAAAGCCACAACCCACGCAUUCCCUUAAAAGAAUAAAAACAAGCAACAACUUGUUAAUUAUUAUGUAAAGUUUAAUAACUCAAGCAAAUAAACAUAUACCCAGCAGAAAGAAUUAAGAAGGCAUCUUUCUUUUAGACAAAUAUUGCAAUUACCAUAAUUUUAGAGCUGUUUAAAAAGGAUGAAAACUAUCUUGUACUGUUUAUUCUCAUUAAUUAUGUAUUUCUUACUGUUGUUCAGUUAACUCCCUUUGACGAUCUCAUAAUAAAAUGGAGCUAUACAGCUCCAUACAUUUCAUAUAAAAAAGUAACUGGCUAUUUUCUAGCACAAUACUUAUUUACAUAUGACAGUUAUUAUAAAUCCAUCUGCAGGAUCAUUGUAUACACAUUCUAAAAUUCAAAAUAAUUACCUCUAUUGUCUUGAAGCAGUACUCACGCAUUCUCAACAACUGAUGUAGGGUAAAUGGAGGGGCCUUUUUAGGCUCAUAUGCCACCCUCCCUUGACGCGCAUCUCUUCUUGUUGGCCGCGAUGACCUCCUCACAAGCUACUUUAUGGUCUGUUUUACCGCUAAAAAUUCAAGAGCAGUGAGUAGGUUGGAUGAAUAGCUGGUUAGAUGGACUGUGAUAACUUUUAAUGGGGUUUAUCAAACUAUAUUCAAAGCACCUGAUUCUAGUGAUGACUUAUGAAAAGGAAGAAGAUACUGGCAACAAUUGAGAAACUGAGCAUGCAGAUACACAGUGUUAAGAAAAUAUGGCUUUGGUGACAACAAGAUGUACAGUUUCAACUGUGAGAGGCCAAUAAAGGCAAAGAGGUCUCCAAACAAACAUUAAGUUAAUAUAUUUUCGACACCCUGAUAUGGCUAUUUUCAACAUAUGUGUGAUUAUAGGUACUUUUGCUUUUUGCUGUUUAGUGUAUGUAUGUCAAAACUGAAGUAACAUUAAAGAAAAAAAUCAGCAGUCAGAGUUAAGCAGUGAUAUGCAGCUACUAUAAUACACUGUAUUAAUUUUAAGACAUAUAAUAAAGGAUCCAUCAAGUACAAUAUCAACGUUGCAAAAAAAGUACAAGAACAAAAGUGCCAAUGGUGGAAAGUCAGCAAACUGAAAACAACACAAGUUGACUGAAGGAAGAAAACCUGCACAAGUCACUAAAAAAAGACUUGUUCUAAUGACGAACACCACAACUAACAACAGAGCCUUGCUGAGAUUUCUACCAAUGUGAUGAAAUGUCUGUAAAUUUGAGGAAGACUGUUUAAGACAGAAUGUGCUUAUAUUCCACACUUUGCUAAUUUCCCCUCGCCAGGCAUAAUUCACAGGAAGAGCUAACAUGCAUGUGGAUCGUCAAUUGAACAGAAGAAAAUAAUUCAUUUACCUGAGGAAUUCAUAGGAUUCCCUUUGGCAAUAACUUUUUGGGACCCAUCUGGUAGGACCUCGAUGGAUUGGCUGUAAGGGCCUGUGUGCCCAAAAACAUUAAACCAAUAUGUGAAGGCUGCAGCAUGGCCUCUCACAACUGGAGGUUUAAGGCCACGGCAGCGGAGUGUCCCCAGCCUCUUGCCUUUUGUCUCACUUAACAUUUCUGAAAGAAAUUAAACAACAAAGGUUUGCUUUUAAAUAAAUUAGUAAGCCACACCAUACGACGAUGUCAUUCCAGCUUGACAUGUGAAGUAUAAAUACAGAACAAGGAGGUCAACAAAAUGAGGGGCAAAUGUGCCCAACAGGCAUAUUACAUUGAAACCUGCUCUAAGGACACACAAUAAAUCUUUUUUUAUUGUACAUAACCCUGAACAAUUAAAAGAAGCUAUAUGUAACUAGACUGUGCAUGAUUUACUUCCAUUGCGUUUAGAUGGAAAUAAUUUUGCCCAGUGUAAAAUAUGGUUGGCAAGAGAUCAGAAAAGGAUAAACUUAUUUUAAAUGUUAUUCCAACUUUAUGUGAAUGGUCACUUAUGUGUGAGUGAUCCAAGUUUGCGGCACAAUUUGCAUACUGACUGCCACAAGUAACAUAAACUUACAUUCUAUUUGGGCAAAAAGCCCUGGCAGCUUUAAAUAACAUCAUAAUGGCAAAGGGUUUUGAAACAAUUGUACUUGCCUUCACAUCUGAACAAAAAUUUUUAAAAAGGAUUUCAUGGUAGUGAGGAGGGAUCUCAUUCAUCAUUAACUUGACCAACCAAGCCACUUCACAUGAAGAGACCCUGGGAAUGCAUCCUCCACUGCUGUUUCGUAUGUGUGAUAAAUUACAGUUGUUCUAUGACAAUCUAAUGUCGAAUAAUUUAUGUAAAACAACUGUUCUAAAAAAAGAAAUGCAGAAUAAAAAUCCACUCCUAACUAAUCUACCACAAAAAAUUUAAGGGCUCUACACGCAGCUACAUCUGCUACAAACACUUUUUUAAAUUUUCUAUACAUUUGCCAGUAAAAAGUUUUCUUUUUGCAAACAAAAAUUUCCCCUUUGAUUUUAUUACAAGUAGUUAUGGUGAGUCCCACUGCAGAACAAUUGAAUCUUGGUUCAAAAAACAACAAGUCCGAAAUUGAAAAUGCUUGGGCCUUUAUGUGACCAGACAUUCUUUUGUAAAGCACAACUAAGACUAAAAUAAAUAUGCGUUGUUAAACAACAAACACAGAAAUCACACAAACAGGGUAUUCUACAAAAGCAUCCUCAGAUCGAUCAAUUGAUCUUUGCGUCCUACAGGACCCAUGCCAUGAACUUUUGUGCGUCUUUGGGAAUUUUUAUGCAUCAGGGACACAGGACGCAGAGGUAACAAAAUCACUGAUGGAAAAUCCAAAGAAAGCGUACACGUCUUUAGUGGUGUGUGACAAACGCAGACUAAAGGCUUCCGCCGUAUAUUAGCCCUUUCUUAAAGAAUAAGUUUAGAGAAUUUGAUAACAGAUCAAACCAUUUUGCCUCAGGUGAUCGUUUCGUUAAUUUUCAUAUCCUCUUGACAAUGGGACUUAAAGGGUUAGCACAGUAACGGCCCCCAAACUACUUUAUUUUUCUUUCAGAACAGCCGUUUACCAAGCCCUGCCUUGUGAACGGAACUUCCGGUUUAAUAUUUAGGUGUGAAAUCUACCAAGCUUUUGAGUUUUCAAGAGUUGUGAAAUAAGAGGAUCAAUUACCCCAUGCUUUUUAAAUAAUCAAGGCGCAAGCUUCUUCUAGCAGCUUUGAAAUUGCCACAGAUGGCCUGUUCCCGGAUCUUGGUUUUUGGGACAAGCAAACGAGUGCUAAAGACAAAAAGCUAGCCUGCGUCACAGCCGGCCCACGCAUUCGUCUAAACCAUUCAGUAUAUAGCAAGCACGAAAAUUAGCUGUCACAUUCUAAAAGCCUAAGUUUAUUAAUAAGUAGCGGGGUGAUCGAUCGGCUACAUUCACAGAACAUUAAAGUAACGUUACUCUUUCAAGUCGCACAUGAAUUAAGAAAAGACGAAAAUAUGUUUCGACAUUUUCUUGUGUUAUCUCGCUACGAAUUAAACGACUUCACUACUUAUUUUUUUUUAGCAAAAAAAUCACACCCACCAUACAAGCAGAGAAGCAUAAAACCGACAAACUUACGCAUGUAGGUCUGGAUUGUUGCCGCCAAAAAGGGCCUUUUACUAGGCCCAAACAACACCGCAUCAUCUCCAUUUUGCUGAGCAAACUGCUCCAAAGACAUGAGCCGGAGCUCAUAGGUCCGACUCGUUUUCUCGUCGUGUGCCUGGCUUUCGUUUUCUGCCGCGAGCCUUGCGCCCGCUGCGAGAUUGGACGAUAGAAAGCUCCCAAUAUCUUCCUCAUUUCCGCAGCUUUCGAUGUACCGUAGUACAUUAGGACUACGGCCUUUGUAGUUCUUUCUUUUUGGAGGCAUCCUGAAAACGCAACACUGCGCGCACAACAGCCGCCAACAGAGCUCGCACGUGGCUUGAAAUGUGCACUGUCGCACCUAAUACAUGACGUAUUUACAGGACAGAAAUUUGAUUGGCUUAUUCUUGCAGGAUUCCUACAGCCCCCCGCGUGCAUUUCUACAAAUUCCUACCGACGGGAUAAUCGUUCAUUAUGAACACUAAGUCACUCAGAAUGCAUGCCAUAUUGUGUUAGUGUAUUGAGUUUUACCAUGAAUGCAUGCUACAUCAAACUGAGAUUUCUCCGAAUUACUGAAAAUGUGGAGGAACUGUACUUAUUAAGUGAUAAGGAGUACCUCUAAUAUAGCUAAUAUCUACAACUUAAGCGAAACUCUAUCAUAUUUUAUGAUGAAAGCAUGACAUCGUUUACUUGUAUUCAUUUAUAGGCCAUAUAUGCAUCCUUAACCGACUGCGUUUAACGUCUGUCUCUACAUAAUUUUCAUUGAAGCAAAGUUUCUGAUCGAGAUACGAAUUAAUGCGUCGUCUGGAAUUUUCAGCCGUCUCCUCGAGUCGCAAACUCCCGAGACGUCUGAAUCAACGAGCCGCUAAAAAGCUUGAAUGAAUUACCAAGUACAAUUAAGGGUUUUCAUGGCAACUGAAAAAUGGAUGGUUAGAAGUACUGGAGUUGGUGGCUUUAUUUUUCCUCAAAAAAGGAACCUUUGGUGCUAAAAACUCGUAGGGGGGUUCCCUAGAUGCUAUAUAUGCUUUUUUGAGAUUUUUUUUUUUCGAAAAGGGCAAAUAGUAAUUUCGAUAAAUAGCAGUUCUUCUAUCUCACCGCGCAUUCAGCAUAAAGUUGUUCUUCUUGUAGUGCUAACUGUAUUCACCGUAGGUUUCUGACUAUUCAGUUCUUUUUUUUUUUGCAAUAAAGAUUUGGGUAGGAAUACCCUUUCAGAUAGGAGAUAGUGAGGCAGCACUCAGUCUUCCUCUGUUUGUCUGUCAACUAUAACAAAUUUUUUAGCGUAGCAUUUUAAGGUUUCAUUUGACCAGCAUUUUGUGCAGCGAGUUGUAUGGUCACAAUUGACUUCAAAUUGAUAUAAAACAAAUAUAAAAUAUAAAGCAAAUAUAAAACUAUUUGCUGAAGUAAGAGAAAAAUCUGUCGUAUGAUUUUGAAAUCAUUUACAGUUUUGUAAAAAUGCGGACCAAAUAUAUGCCAAAACCUCAAAAGUUUUUAUACGUACAAAAAAAGAAGAUGUUAUUAAUUUCCACCCUACUUUAUUAAGGAUGCCAGAGAUCACAGAAAUAGGUUAAAUCGUUCCUAGCUGCUGAAAAACGCGAUUCAAAAACAUAACCAACUCGAAUAUAAAUAGGUUCAGGCCACCUUAAAACCAAAGAUGAGAUCUUUUUGCGCUUACACAGGAGCUGCCUUUAUAUGAGCAACUUUAUCUUAUGAGUAACAAUGGCAAAAUGUGUGAUUGCAAAGAGCGACUGCAUGCCAAUUUUCACUAUUGAAAGAACUGAACCGCACCUUAAGCCAAGUAUAUGAAUUUGGAUUGUACCGGCAUCGUAAAUCAUCAUUCUAAUGAUCAACCUCGUCCCCAGGGCUUUUCCAGUAAAAAAUGGGUGGGGCCAGCUCCUGGUGGGGCCAUACAUUUUUUAAGGGAAAAGCCCUGGGGACGAGGUUGUCUAAUGAUUUAAAAACAAAAAGUGAAAAUGGCGUUUUUGUGACGCAAAAUUUUUAAAACAUUCUAUUUCAAAAACUGACCCACAGGUUUUUUUUCACAUCUUGCCAAGGUAAAGGCAAUGGUCUAAACUAUUAGCACACUAGUGGAUUUUUGCUAGAUUUCGAGAAAAUUUCAUGUCAUCGUUAUUCUGUUGCUAUGGAAGCGGCGAUGUCAACAAAAUACACUUAGUUCAAUGCUAGAUAUGUUGUUUCACUUUGUCGCGGCGCUUUUCCGUACAUGCACUACAGCCAAAGUUCUACAGCAUCAAACACAAAGGGAUGUCUGAGACCUUGAAAAAUGGGUGCGAGCCUCGUCAAUACUUUCUAAAAUGCCUGAAAAAUUAUAUUACUAGGGUAAUUUACAAAAGCCUACUUUGCUCGCCAGUUUUUUCUAUUCUUCCCUACCAGGUCUACCAAGGAGCCUGGUCCCAAGCUACAAUUUAGGGUGUAUCUUAAACGAUCAGAAAUAAGAAAGGAUUGGUUCAAAUAAAAAAAAAUCAAUUUCUUUAUUAUAGAAGGCAUAAAAUUAAUGUUUCAUUCUAUAGAACCCUUAGCCACAAUAAAAUUACAGUUGUAAUAGGGCAUCCGAGAAUCUUGGUGAAAUAAGACUCACCACCGAGUAGUCUCUGGUCUGCUACCUGCAGACGGUACUUACCAUUACAUAGGGCAACCGGAAAUUCUGGUUGGAAAAUCAAAUCUUUGCGCCAUUUUGUUUGGGAAGCCUCAGAAAAUAUGGGCUGUGUUUUGGGAUGAUGUAAUUUUUCCACGCUUUUUAGUAUGUUCACAUGAGUUGGAUAUACAUUGUAGCGGGUCUCCCACCACGUCAAAUUUUUAUGCACACGAUUUCCGGCCGGGUGGUUUGUCCAGAAAUGGGUCUAAACGUUGAGUACUCGGAGUGUACAACAUCCUUUAUUUUGGUUUCAGCUUAUGAGUAUUCAUUUGGUGGCUUUUUAUUUUAUCCCCAUUUUAGGGUUGCGAACAAGUUAAAAAUUGACUCGAGGUCAGAUUUCUUGCCCAUGGCGUUCCCUGUUACCAUUAGCAUUCCACAAAACAUUUCCGGUCCAAGCGAUGGCUUCAUUAAACACGUAGAGUUUCACGGCGCAGACGAGACAAAUUUCUUCUUCACGUACAAAAAACUGGAAAAUACCCUGUUGUUUGAAUACCUGAGACGAAACGGCACAUUAUGUCACGAGCAUGUUAUGACUGUAACCUUUAAAACGCCGACGGUCCACUUCUGCGUUGACGUCUUAAAAAGAGGCAUUUUUUGCGAACGAAAACAGUACCGUUUUCUUGGUUAUUCUGAAAGUCAAAUGACAGAGAAAACGUGCUUUAUGAUGCACAUGUCAGAAUACGGAAUUCAUGAUCUCCUGUCAAACUUUGGCGACUUCUACCAGAUAACGGAUCCCCGGUUGCGAGCAAGAAGGUGCGGUUUGUUAUUUGCAACAUUUGAUAACUUACUGGAACUAAGUAGAGAUGAUGUCGUGGUCGAACCAGAUGUAAAAAGUCACUUUGGAAGAGACAUAUUCACUUCUGGCUGUGGGUUUAUGUAUCCGCAAUUUCAUGCCAAGUUGCGAAGUCAGCUUAAAGGUACCCGGUAUCCGGAACCUAGUGCUAUCUUAGUUCGCUACCAAGAGUUUGAAGGUAUGUUAGUCCUGAAAGAUGGGCCCCCAAAUGUCAGUCACCAAGUACAGUUGCACGAGUCUAUGCAGAAAUUCGACAUCCAAGAGGCGAUAAAGAAUGCAAUUACGUUUAUGUGUGUGGUGGACCAUUCUAGACCUCACGAGAAUGGUUAUCUUGACAUUCUUCUUACUAUGCUCCUAAUAGACAGAGGAGUGUUAGUUGAGUACAUCAAGAGUCUACAGAAGGGUUAUUAUAAACUUUUGAAGAAAAUGUGCAAAGAUAAAGCUUCAGCAGAUUUGUUCCUUCGCUUAACUGGACGAAACUACUCCGUGAAUCGAAAUUUGACGUCACAGCUGCGACAAGACGAGAUUGAUAAAAUGAUCGAUUAUGUCCAUGACCCAGAACAUGAACAGCCAAAACUGAAACGUGUUCCACGUACUUACAUUUUGGUCCCAAAAUCGAGAAUGGUGUUCGGCGUAUGUGAUCCUCACGGCAAGUUGAACUACGACGAGUGUUACUUCAACCCAACUCUCUUCGAUGACGAAAGUGAAGAGUUCGCAGAUAAAAGCAAGGUCAUCGUGGCUUGCAUUCCCUGUCACCAUCCAGGAGAUAUACGAGUAUUGACACUCACGCAUGACAAGUCGGGAUACGAAAACCUGAAUGACUGUCUAGUGCUGCCAAUGAAAGGUCCCCGCUCUCACGCUUUUGAGUGUGGCGGAAGCAAUUUCUGCGGGACCAAGUUCUUCGUCAGCUGGGAUGAAUCCCUCAUUCCCAAAGAAAACGUUAAACCGUGUUCCUAUUUACCAAGCAUCAGAGAACGUAUCUAUAUAGAAUGGGCCAAAUUUUGCACAAUACUCCUUGGACAUUCUCGUCGCAAGAAUGUAAAGGUAAGUCAAGAAGAAAUGAUCGACCACUUUGCCACGUUCGUGGAUAACUUGCCAAAACGGAUAGACCAGACAUACAAGAGAUUUGCAAAAGCUUUUGGUCCUUCUUCAAACGAGUGUAAACAGUUGAGCAAGAUGUUUUAUCAAGCAACUCACUUGACAGUUAACGCAACUGUCCUCCAGAAAAGGUUGGCACAAGAGUUCGAGCACAAAGACCCAGCAAGAUCAAGAACUUCUGUCGGUGAUCAAUCACCGACAGAAAGAUCAGGUCUUCUGGACUCGGAUGAGGACGAAGAAACCCCGGAAACAUAUUUCACCGGAACCUUCGGAAGGAAUAAUGAAGGGUUGUUGAACCAACUCUUUGAUCAGCUCCGGAAUCGGCGUUCCUCUUGUCGUAGAAAACCCUCAUCAGGUCCUGACUAUGAAGCACUCUGGAACGAAUUUGAUGAACAAACAGCACGUUUUGUUGAAGAAAUGGAACAAGGGCAAGAUUUUAACUGA